Python bivittatus (Burmese python) is the source of this 3888-nucleotide messenger RNA. RefSeq names its product SIN3A corepressor complex component SDS3 (gene SUDS3). Lineage: Eukaryota; Metazoa; Chordata; Lepidosauria; Squamata; Pythonidae. The record is from RefSeq and is a predicted model, not a curated record.
CCCGCGCUGCCCCCGGGGCCGCCGCUGCCGCCCCCGGCCUCCACGCUGCCCCCGGGGGCCGGCCCCGCCGCCAUCGCCGCCGCCACCGCCGAGAGCUAUGAGGAGGAGGAGCUGGACAGCCCCGCCGAGGAGGAGGACGGCGAGCGCAGCGGGCGCGCGCGGGACUCCGACGAGGAUACGGAAGAUGCCAGUGAAACUGAUCUGGCGAAACACGAUGAGGAAGAUUAUGUAGAAAUGAAGGAACAAAUGUAUCAGGAUAAGUUGGCCUCGCUAAAGAAGCAGUUGCAGCAACUGCAGGAAGGUACUCUACAAGAAUAUCAGAAACGGAUGAAGAAGCUGGAUCAGCAAUACAAGGAGAGGAUUCGCAAUGCAGAGCUUUUUCUUCAGUUGGAAACAGAGCAGGUGGAGCGAAACUACAUUAAAGAAAAAAAAGCAGCUGUGAAGGAGUUUGAGGAUAAAAAAAUUGAGCUGAAGGAAAACUUGAUUGCUGAAUUGGAAGAGAAGAAGAAGAUGAUUGAGAGUGAGAAACUAACCAUGGAAUUAACAGGAGAUUCCAUGGAAGUGAAGCCUAUCAUGACAAGGAAAUUGCGGAGGAGGCCAAACGAUCCUGUGCCCAUUCCUGACAAAAGGAGAAAACCAGCUCCAGCUCAGCUCAAUUAUCUCCUAACGGAUGAACAGAUAAUGGAAGAUUUGAGGACCCUCAAUAAGCUUAAGUCACCUAAAAGACCAGCAUCUCCUUCAUCGCCCGAGCAUCUGCCAGCGACCCCCGCAGAAUCCCCAGCCCAACGAUUUGAGGCACGGAUAGAAGAUGGCAAGCUUUACUAUGAUAAACGAUGGUAUCACAAGAGCCAAGCUAUUUAUCUGGAAUCAAAAGAGAACACCAAAAUCAGCUGCGUGAUCAGCUCGGUGGGAGCCAACGAGAUCUGGGUGAGGAAAACCAGCGACAGCACGAAAAUGAGAAUCUACCUUGGUCAGCUCCAGCGGGGAGCUUUUGUGAUCCGCCGACGGUCAGCAGCUUGACUCUCUUUUUCCCAGCAGACGUCCGUGGUAGAGACAAUCAGCUGUCUGCGAGACGUGUGCUUGUGCUCUCUAGGUGUGAUUGGCGAAAAAAAUAAUCCUCCCCUUUGCCUCUUUUGGGAACGUCUCUCCACCGGCUGCGUUCUCCCUCGUGUCUCUCGUUGAACGCCCUGCAACCUGGACCGAAGAUUUUGUCUGUAUUGUCUCGUCUCCAGAGGGUAGUUCAGAAGAACAUCCACGUUCUCCUCUUUCCAUUAUUUCGUCCUUUCUUGCGUGCGUAGUAUUGUAAAUGUUUUCAGUCGAGGAGGGCCGGUGCAGCUGGAGGAAGCUGAGCUGACUGUCCGGCAAAGCAGAGCCGCGCCAAAUGUGGGAAGGUGACAGCGAGGACUGUUGAAACGACUAGAAAAGGACGGCGUUCACCUGGGCGGACGUGCCGGGAACUGGCUGGGAGCUUUCAGAACCUCCAUGGCCUCCUGGAUUUCGAGUUAUUUAUGUGAAAAGGAGUUACAGGACUUUUCUUGAUUAAGCCAAAGCUAUGUUAAGAGCUUGGAGUGGUUUUUCUGUUCUUGGUUUUGCAGGCAAUGGUGGACAAGCACAGAGUGUCUUCUUCUCUCCCCCCCCCCCGCUUCCUGAAUGUUGUUUCCUGCUCAAAGCAGCCUUGGGAUCAUCAGGAAGGGUGUUCUGCUGAGGCAUGAAGUUGAUUGUAUCCCCAAAGGUUCCCCCUUCCGCAGACUGGCCUUCUCCAGAAAAACGUUGGGCACAUCCUCCAAGAAGCCUUGACUUUGUGCAUGCAAACCUAUUCCUUGUCUGCUUCCCCCCUCCCCCCAAAUGUAAAUAUUAGAAGCGUAGGGCCUGGAUCCAGACCAAAAGCACAGGCUGAGCUUCCCAGCAUUGUACUGUUUUUAUGACCUGGUGGUGGCAAAGCGUUGUUCCCAAAAUAUUUUUUAUCUCUCCAAUCUUACGUGUAGUGUUGGCUGUAUUUCCCCCAGCUCCACAAUUCUGGGCAGGGAGGGUUGCUUUCCUUCUUGACGGCUCCCAUCCACCUCCUCUGAACAGCGAACGCCUCUACUUAUUCCAGAUCGCUCUGCAGAUUAUUACGGGUGAAACAAUUCAAGAAUCUGUUUGAAAAUAAACUCGUAAUAAUCAACCACCAUGAAACCAAGAUCAUGCCUCAAACAGGCAUGUACGCCAGGAUUCAAAUAUUCCAGAAAUACAGUGAAAGGUAAUAGUCAUACCAGCCCUGUCCUCGAGGCUUGAUGAAGUAGCCAAGUCUUCACAGACAUCCUGAAGAUCAGGAGGGAGUGAGACCAUCUCAGUACCAUCAUUUCUUCAUCCUGUCAGGCUCAAACAAUGAGCCAGUUACUUACCUAGGGUUCUAGUACCCUAGCAAACUAAGGGUAAUCCUAGCUUUUGCGGGGGGAGGGGGAAGCAGUCAUCUUGACCAUACUGUAAUCCUUGUAACCUUUGCAACGCGGGCUGAGACUGCAUUUUUUUUUAAAAAAAUGAAUAUUAUUUUUAAUAAAUAAUUAAAAGGUGGUAGCUGCAUUGGGGCUAUUGCAGACAAGAGGGGGCCAAGCCUUUGGGCCUAUAAUUCGCUCUCAGCAAUCAGGAAAAAGAAGCUUCAUGUUGGCACUUGCUGUAGCCUCCAGGCUGUGUCCAAAACCACAAAGCAGGGCUGAUUUUGAAGUAGCCCUCUUCUCCAGGAACCUGAAAUGGCUGUUAAGGUGAGUAAGCCUACGGUGAAUCUUGUGUAAAAAUGGUGGGUAUGGCGGUCGUCAUGAAGAAUCGUUUUUCCAAAGUCUGGGCUGCUUAAGAGUAUCCCAAGUCAGUCUUUUCCAACCUGAAGGCCAGUUGUCUUGUUGGGAAUCCUGGACCCCGAUAUCCAUGUCUCUGAGGAUGUGUUGAACAUUGUUGAGGCCGUCCAGCCCCAAAACAUCCCAUUUCAUCGUGGAAUGGGCUGAUCCAAGUGGUUUUGUGUUUCUGGAAGUGGACUGGUAGAAAGCAUUUCUGUAACCCCUUGCACACCUCUCCAAGACAGGAAUGCUGGCCUGGGUUGUGAAAUUAUGUAGCUUAGUAUGUUGUGCAAAUGCAGACAUGUUUGCAUCCCCAAAAUCCUUGGAGCCUCAGCAUUCUGCUCUCAGCACUUUCUGGGUGAUCCUUAUACAAUGAGUUGUCCCUCCCAUUGCAGGAGGUGGCUGGGAGUUAAUCCUUAGCAUCAAAAUCCACUUUGUAAAUAAAAAAAAUUGAGUUCAGGUAUUGGGGACUGUUAGCUACUCUGGCCCUUCAGUUUCUUCUCAUCCCCAUUGAAUCACCCCUUCAAAGAAGCUGUAUGUCCGAAUCAGUUCUGCAAUCGGUUAUGAUUCAUCUCCCAUGGACAAGGCCUUCUUGGAGGUCUCCAAUUACUACUUUGACUCAUCCUCCUUCCAUCCACUUUUGCUGAAGAGCCUGGAUCCACAAAUCCUUCCUCUACAAUGAAAAUGAAGCAAAGAAGAAAGGGUGUUAGAAGCCAUAUGAGAUGGGGACGUGGAAGGUUGGAAAAGGUGUAGAGUGUCAAGUGAAGCUGCAAGGCCAUCUGACUCAGCAGCAGAAUCUCUGGGGUUUCAAAGGGCCAUCUUUCCCACUUGUCUUUCCAAUUGUUCAAACUGGAACCCACCUGCUCCCUCCCUCCCUGGGGUCUUCAGUAUGCAAACCUUGUAUUUUAAACUAAGCUAUCUCUCUUCCUGAAAAAGGUCUAUGGGGAACAGAACCUCUCUCAUUUCAGGUUGAUGCCCUUUAAUGGACCUGGCAAAGCAGCUCUCAAGAACCCAUAAUUCUAGUGCCUGCAGAACACCAAACAUUAAACACAGAAUAAAGAUAAAAUUGUUCCAAAUC